Molecule: messenger RNA, 5418 nt
Organism: Alosa sapidissima (American shad)
Lineage: Eukaryota; Metazoa; Chordata; Actinopteri; Clupeiformes; Clupeidae
Product: zinc finger protein 821
Exons: 6
Coding region: 639-2042 (467 amino acids)
Biological process (GO): regulation of transcription by RNA polymerase II
Cellular component (GO): nucleus
Molecular function (GO): RNA polymerase II cis-regulatory region sequence-specific DNA binding; DNA-binding transcription activator activity, RNA polymerase II-specific
Source: RefSeq, a predicted model, not a curated record
UAUCCCACAAUGCGUUUCGGUGUUCCUGUAGCCUUCAAUGUGCAAACAAACCAGCUAUGUAUAAGUGAAUGUCGGCGGUGGAUCUCUGCAGUGCACUGGCAAAGCGUCAACGGCGCAGACGCGGAGAACAACCGGGUCUGUAAAGCGAAGAACAUCCCAACCCGGACACAGGAUUGUUAUUAUCAAACGUUAGGGAUAUUUGUUUACAAUGGGAGUUGAUUAGAAACGAGCGUGCUGUAGAACAAGUAAACCAGUAGCCUGCGUUAUGUCUUUUCUUUGAAAAUUCCACGUAUAUUUUAUUUUCCUCAAAUUAAAUGAAACCCAUCUAACAUCCAAUGUAGCGCGCCGCGUUACAUCGCUGCUUGGUUUGAGCUCUUUGAUCACCGGCUAUUCUUUUUCAUUUUCACUUCCUAAUAGUUGUACUCCUUCACGGGAGUCAUUUUACUCAUUUUCGCUGGAGUGGUCUGAGGAAUCUUCAAAUUUGACGGGGUUAGGAGGAGACUCGAGGGUUUUUUUCCAGCCGGGAGUGGGGAAUAAUAUGUCCAGACGGAAACAGACAAACCCCUUCAAAGUUAAUUGUAGGUAUCUCAGGGCUGUUCCACACCCCAGGGCUAGCGGACUCUGAGCACACUUUGGAGAUGGACGUGAGAGACGACUUCGCUGAAGACAGCGAGUGCCACAGCAACAACUCCCAGGAAGCCGAAGAGCAAGACAGCAUGACAGAUGAGAGUUACAGCGAUCUGGACAACCACGGUGAGGACUCGUCCUCCAACACCUCUGCCGACGACAUCAUGACUGGCCACAAGCAGCGCCGCCACUGUUCCCAGGAGGGAGGGGUCAAAGAGGAGUGCAAGGAAGGGGGUGACUUUGAGGGAAACUACAUGUGUCCCCUCUGCACGCUGGAGUUCCGCCACUCAGAGCAGCUCAUCGCUCACGUCUACCAGCAUACGUCGUCAGUGGGUGGCAGCAAGAGCUUCGUGUGCCCAGUGUGCGGGCGGGCUCUGAGCUCGCCCGGAUCCUUGGGCCGCCAUCUCCUCAUCCACUCUGAGGACCGGCUGUCCAACUGUGCCGUGUGUGGUACACGCUUUACCGACACCACCAAUUUCAACAGGGAGAAGCUGAAAGACUUCUUUAAUUCCAGCAGUAUGGACCUGUCAGGUAGCGGCAGUGGUUGUGUGGAUGGUAGCUGCUCUAUGCCAUCCCGGCCCCAACACCACCCCCACGCUCAUCCGUCUGGCGGCCCCCCUCCCCAGCCCCCUCCCGGCCCCUCGCUGCCCUCCCUCCCAGACAGUCUGCUGUCCUCCUCCACACCCCCGUCCCUCCCUCCGCUCCCUGACCCUCUCAGCCAGUCAGGGGCCGCCGGCCUGCCCCCUCUGCCGGACCUCCUGAGCCCGAUGCCCGUGUACCCGGCCGGCGUGCUGCUGGUGUGCAACAGCUGUGCGGCCUACCAGCAGCUGGCGGAGGCCAACUCCCCGGCCAUGCGCCGGUGGGCGUCGCGGCGGCGCAACGAGCCCCAGGCGGCGCGCAUGCACCGCCUGGAGCGCGAGCGCACGGCCAAGAAGAGCAAGCGCGCCUGCGAGUCGCCCGAGGAGCGCGAGCUGCGGCGCCUGCGCGACCGCGAGGCCAAGCGGCUGCAGCGGCUGCAGGAGUCGGAGGAGCAACGGGCGCGGCGGCUGCAGCGCGACCGCGAGGCCAUGCGCCUCAAGCGCGCCAACGAGACGCCCGAGAAGCGGCAGGCGCGGCUGGUGCGCGAGCGCGAAGCCAAGCGGCUCAAGCGUCGGCUGGAGAAGAUCGAGCCGGGGCUGCGCGUGCAGAUCGAGCACGACCCGGCCGCCAUGGCCGCGCUCACCGCCGACAUGAGCCUCUUCCAGUUCCCGUACCCGCUGCAGGGCGGCGUCACGCCCCCGGCCUCCGCGCCCUCCUCGCUGGACAACGGCCUCUUCAUGCGGCUGGCCGAGCCCGUGCCCCAGCUGCCGCUUGCGCUGCGCCCGCUCGGCUCUGACUGCAAGAUGGGCAUCAGCGAGUCGGCACAGAACCAGUGAUCCUCGCCACAACCCCAACCACGAACCCACUGACCCGUGCAGAGGGGAAACUGUUCCCAUGUGGACCUCUGGGCAUUCUCCAGUUCGAACAUAAACAGAACUCAGAAUGAGCAAAACACUUCUAUCUCGAAAAAACACAUAGACUUCUUUUAUGAGGGAAGAGACUGGGAACCCACGCAAACACAAAAAACAGGGUUACGAAUGUUUUUUAUUUUCCAACAUGUAUGCCUAUUGAGCAUGAUAUUAACAUUACAAGAGAUUCUGUCUGUUUUGCCCAGCAGGGCAUUCAGAUUUACAGCCAGCCCACUUCUGGAUGGACCGGCGGCACACUUCCAUAGAGAAGAAGGAGCUGCGCAUUUGCACAUGGACCUGCAGUUCCAGUGGUGGGCCUCAGCCCACCGUCACGGUUUACCAGUAGCCAGUACUCCCUCCUGCCACCAGCAGGGGGCUCUCAGCCAGGCUAGCUCAUAUCCACAGAACCAACACUACCUCGUUUUGGGCCCAUCAGCACUCCACCUGACCUUUGGACUCCCAGCAGGGCCUCAGGGGCCCUACUGGGCCACACACACACACACAUUCAUAGACUUGAUGUUCUUGAUGCUAACUAAUACAAACACUAUCUCUCACACACACACACACACACACACACAAAGUGGUAUUUUCUUUCUUUCCUAUUUCUUUCUUUCUUUCUUUCUUUCUCUUCUGAAAUUGUACGUCCAUCUCUGCCUUGUUCCCCAAGAGGUAAUUCACUAGUUUUUUUCUUGUGGGUCCUGCCCAUUGUGAAAGGCUUCAUAAAAGGGUCUUUUCAUAUAGCACAGGCAGAUACCAGAAUGACGGCAGACUGGAUGUGAACAGCCUUACUAAAUAUGAAGGUCACCAGUUUGUACCACAGGCAGUUCACUUCUCUCUCUCUUUCUUCAUAUCUUUCAAUAUCUGUCUCACUCUAACAGAUACACUGCAGUAAAAGAUAUCCUUCCAAAGCCUCCGUACACUACUGAACUACACACGGGUCUAGAUAGCACUCAGGAGCUUCGAGGCGGGACAGUCUCUCCAUCACCACGUUGAGCUCCUCUCACACACUUCUCCCACUCACCACACACUCGUCACACGCUCACCUGAUGUACACUGCCACUUUUCUGUUCUCAACCGCUCCAUUUUUACCGGUCACAUUGACCUCUCUGGACCUGUGACAGUCUUUGUGUUUGUGUACUUUUAUUUUGCACAUUGCAACUGCAUUGCAACCCUCAUUCCUUCCCCUGCCGACUGUCCCAGCCAAGUCCGGUUCCUCAGGGCUUACAAGGCUGCAGCUGGACCUCCCUCUGGUUCGCCCCUGGCCCGUGUAGGUCAGCUCAGCACCGAUCCUGGAGAACCCACAGAACCCAAUCUCUCUCUCUCUCUCGCUGCUGUUACCAUUACUGUAUAACGUGUAUGAUACCUCUGAAGCCGCCAGGGGCCACGCUCCACAAACUCCCGAGGUGCCGUCAGUGCAUUUGUUUCACCCAAUGUGUCAGCGCUGCCUUCGUCACUGGAUUAAGAUAAUGAGAUUUAAGUUAUGACUUCAUAUUUUUAUUGUCUCUUUUUUUUUUUCCACAACAAAUACCUACCUUGAUACCUUGUUUUGUGUGUACAGUAAUGUUAUUAUUAUUCUAAAGAUGCUAGAAAUGGUGUUUGCAAUUAUGCAAGAUAACGUUGAGGGUAUUUGUUAUAUAUUUAUUACCUACGAGCAGGACCACCGCAUAAAGGUUCCAACUUAUGAUGCAAUGUGGUACAAAAGCCAAUCAGGCACACGACAUCCCUGGAAGACCUGCGGUCAAACAGCUUAGAAGACUAAAGGGAACAUUUAGCUACAGUUCUCUUUGGAGUUCUUUUAGAGGAUAGAAGUUCUCUUUGGAGUUCUUUUUGAGUAGAAAUCUGUCGGCAUGCAGACAGGGAGAGUUGCAAACUCUUGUGCCAUCCUUGACCACUUCACCUCAGAAUCCUCAUUCUAUCUCUGGAAACACAGGGCCAGUACUCAGAAUUCCAUUCCACAAUUGUCUUUAAGGUCAUCGUUUAAGAUUAGAUAUUGACUAGCCAGGAUUAUUUUUUUUAAAGAAUACUGUUGAGAUCUAUUUAAAAACAAUACGCUUUUCACUAUAUUACUUUUUUUCUGACUGAAUAUGUAUGAUUAACAACGUUGGUGGUAUUCAUUCUUGAUCCCUGUUUGAGCAUCACAGACUACAGCAGUGACAAGUUUGAAAUGUGAGCGCUGUGACUCACCCAGGCCCAAGGGUGGCUGAAUCCGCUAUGCAACAUUGGGUUUGUAUUACCGACACACAUUUGACACUUUCUACAAUGACUAUGCAGACUGCUUCAAAAAUGGACUCCACUGAAUCGCACAACUCAGGCAAUUCAAACUCAAGUCAACUCAAUGGUCUCUUCUCUGGCCCCAGGGUCAGAACACUGAACCGCAAACACAGCAGGGGACCUCCUCUGGCCGACCGCUCACCUCAGUCAUUGACCUAAACAGUCAGAAGAUGUAGGAUUGCUAUCUUGACUGAAAACUACCUGUCAUAAAAAUAUCUUUUUUUUUUUUCUUUUCGACUAAGGAUUCUGUGAUUUCACAGUGUACUGACAAACAUCCUCCAGGCCAGAAGCUCCACAAAGGACAACAAACUAGUGUGAUUUACAGCAAGCCUUUCUAUUUCUUCAAGUCUUACAUGUUUUUGAGAUACCAAUCAUUUCCAAAAAAAAAAAAAAGCAGUAUGGUUUGUCACACAAUGCUAAUGGUUAUUUGUAAUACCUAGGGAGUUUGCCACGUGAAUCAAAGAGUUAUGGAAAUGUAACAAUCUCCCAUGUACAGAAUGAAGCAAGCACAUAACUUUGUAUUGUCAGGGAAGGAUUGGUUUGGCAGUGCUUGCUAAAGUUUAACUUUGUUUCUCCUUUGGCUCAGCGUAGCCAGGCUCAGAGAGGGCAGAGACCCCUUCUGGGCUCAAAACUGCAUGUGAUGACCUGCAUUUGUCUUGAAUUGUUGAGUAUGAGCUUGUGUUCCGCAAUUUACUUUUUUGCCUGCCCGAGUUCCUCCCAUCCUUCCCCCUCCCCUCACUGUCUAUGAUUCACCGGUAGAUAGGGGACCCUUGAGAUUGUUUUUGAAUGCCUUGAAAGGUUUUUUUUUGUUUUUUUUAGUCCGUCAAUCAGGAUUCUUUCUUGAUGUUCAUGUUUACAGAAUUAUCUACGAUAAAGGCCAAAAUGAAUGAGGGCAUCCGGAGGUGGGAAAAGAAGAUGCAAUGAUUGCGUUGUGUCAUUUUUCUUAAUGGUCUCUGUUACUGGCUUAACAGAUGUACAGAUUCACAAUGGACCCUGCAAAUAGAAUGUGGAGUAAAACAUUGACUUUACAGCU